This is a messenger RNA of Penicillium digitatum Pd1, 1035 nucleotides long. RefSeq lists its product as uncharacterized. NCBI's taxonomy places the organism in Eukaryota, Fungi, Ascomycota, Eurotiomycetes, Eurotiales, Aspergillaceae. The record is from RefSeq and is a predicted model, not a curated record.
AUGGACUCCAGUUUUGUCCUAGACUACUCCAUAAUCACUAGCAACGACGCGAUGGCAGAGAUAUUUGCUUCUGCUUUCUCGGAUGUAGCUGCUGUGGCUGAAGUAUCCGCCUCCGCUGGCCCGCAUAUCACCGAUGUACGGAUCAUCCUGGGCUGCAAUUAUGGAUGUAUACGCCAGAAGACCAAAAUCGAGGAUGCCUACUCUGAUUCCUCUCGCCCGUGUGUCGUUGUAUGGGACGAUCUCGCCCGGCUUGCCCGUUUCAAGCAAGCGGACGCUGUCUUCUGUCACGUCUAUUACGAUGCGGGUGGCGGCGAAAAGAUGGCUGCUAUCGCCGGCCUUGGCUGCGUUGCACACGACUGGAUCGAUUUAGGAGCAGAUGUGGCAUGUGGAGAAGUAAGCAACGUCAUUCCGUCCCUGACUGGGGGGUCUCUGGAAGAGGAAGCACUCGCAGAAGUUUACUCGCGCUUGAUUGGUGCUCUUGUCUGGUGUCGGGAUAACGAUCCCUAUAACCCGGCAGCCCUAAGCAUACUUGUCACGCAUUGGUGGCAGCUCUCCAACUGCCGACACAGACCCAUCUCCCUUCUCGGCAGGACAGAUCUCGGUAUCAGCGCGGCCAUCGCCGCCACCUUACCGGACGAGAGGCCCUCGUUGGAGCAUUUCCGAGCGUGCGGCACUCAAAUUGAACGUGGCGAGCGUCCCCUCGCCAACGCCGAGGCACGGCUCCAAUCAGUCCUUUCUGCUGACCCUCUGCCCGAAACUCGAGCGGUUAUCGAGGUCUUGGUCAACCCUGUCCUUGAUUACGUCAAAGGGGCUGAAACCCUACCCUCUGAGAGUGAGUACGUGGGGGCCAUCCUCGCUGCCGCACUGACUUACCCCCAGGGACAGGAGAUCAUGGAGUUAUGGGACCUUACCAUAGUCAUGUGGGAAUGCGGCGCAAUGAGGGGGGCUGGGGUGGCAGGUCUUUGCUAUACUCACACCGGAAAGGCCAACUGCGACCGGGCUAGGGAUGACUUGUCUGACACCACCUGGACUUGA